AUGUCCGCCGAAAAAAGACCAGCCCAAGAUUCGUUCGGGUCAACCCAACUUGUAAAACGACAACGUUCGGAUGCAAAUUUUCAAGAUGCCCUCGCAGUAUCGACGAGUACUACGCAGAAUGGCGCGUUAAUGAAAGCCAUUCCCCGCACAAGCGGGCUAGAGGCGCCCAUAAUGGAACUAACAGGCCAUGGUGGCGAAGUAUUUACUACAAGGUUUGACUCAAGUGGUCAACACAUCGCCUCGGGCGGAAUGGAUAGAUCGAUAUUGUUAUGGAGGACCUACGGCCAGUGCGAAAAUUAUGGUUCUAUGACUGGACACAAAGGCGCGAUUUUAGACCUACAUUGGUCUCGGGAUUCCCGGAUUAUAUUUUCUGCAUCAGCGGAUAUGACAAUUGCUAGCUGGGAUCUUGAAUCCGGCCAGAGAAUACGCCGGCACGUAGGCCAUGAAGAGAUAAUUAACUGCCUUGAUCUUAGCAAGCGAGGACAGGAGCUGUUGAUCAGUGGUAGUGACGAUGGGUACAUUGGGAUUUGGGAUCCACGACAAAAAGAUGCCAUAGAUUUUUUUGAGACGAGUAUGCCAAUUACCGCUGUUGCAUUGGCGGAAGCAGGAAAUGAGAUCUAUAGCGGUGGAAUCGAUAACGACAUUCAUGUCUGGGACAUUCGAAAACGCUCCAUCGUACUCUCCAUGAUCGGACAUACCGACACAAUUACCUCGCUACAAGUAUCCCCAGACUCGCAAACAUUGCUCUCGAACUCUCACGACUCCACCGUGCGAACGUGGGAUAUCCGCCCCUUCGCACCGGCUGAUCGCAAUAUUAUGACCUACGAUGGUGCACCGACAGGGCUGGAAAAAAAUCUUAUUAGGUCUAGCUGGUCCCAUAAUGGCGAAAAAAUAGCUGCCGGCAGCGGAGAUCGGAGCGUCGUGAUAUGGGAUACCAAAUCCGCAAAAGUAUUAUACAAGCUCCCAGGUCAUAAAGGCACUGUUAACGAUGUACGGUUUGCACCAAAUGACGAGCCUAUAAUUGUGUCGGGAUCUUCUGAUCGAACGCUCCUGCUUGGAGAGAUUGGUAAAUAG
Molecule: messenger RNA, 1074 nt
Organism: Ophidiomyces ophidiicola
Lineage: Eukaryota; Fungi; Ascomycota; Eurotiomycetes; Onygenales; Onygenaceae
Exons: 5
Coding region: 1-1074 (357 amino acids)
Cellular component (GO): catalytic step 2 spliceosome
Molecular function (GO): RNA binding; protein binding
Source: RefSeq, a predicted model, not a curated record